Rhincodon typus (whale shark) is the source of this 431-nucleotide messenger RNA. Its product is annotated as roundabout homolog 1-like. The transcript is spliced from 2 exons. The record is from RefSeq and is a predicted model, not a curated record. The annotation marks the transcript as partial. Lineage: Eukaryota; Metazoa; Chordata; Chondrichthyes; Orectolobiformes; Rhincodontidae.
AUGACAAGCUAUCUUCCUGCUGCUUUUCCAGGGAGCCAGGGCCACAAGAAAAGUGUCCGGACUCCGAAGUUGCCCAAACAGGGUGGCAUGAAUUGGGCAGACCUUUUACCACCACUUCCAGCUCACCCACCACCCACAGCAGUGAAUCCUGAAGAAUACAGCAUCAACACAGAGGAAAGUUACGAUCGCGAUGGCCUGUGCCCUCUGCCCCCUGCCCGAAUGUACCUGCAGCAGGAUGAGCUGGAAGAACAGGAGGACGAUGAACGAGGCCCUACACCCCCAGUCCGUGGGGCAGCCUCAUCACCAGCAGCAGUGUCGUACAGCCACCAGUCUACUGCCACCCUAACACCCUCACCCCAGGAGGAGCUGAUGCCCAUGUUACAGGACAGUCAGGAGAACCUGGCUCUCAUCCAGACUGCGAGUGACCACAG